AAAUUUUUAAAUGGCAACACUGGAGCAAGUUCAUCCUUUUUCUAGAACAUCUCGAAUUUUAUAAAGUCGCUUCUCGUGUUGCCGGUGUGCUCAAAUUUAAUAAAAAAUUGUAAUUUCGUUAAAAAUUUCACUUAAAGAUGUAUCGUCUACCUAGCACUGUGCGCUGUGUGGCCCUACGCAAAGCCCAACAAUAUAAUCAAGUUCAAAGAUGGUAUGCCAAAGAUGUGAGGUUCGGAUCAGAGGUCAGAGCUCUCAUGCUCCAGGGGGUUGACGUCCUCGCCGAUGCCGUAGCUGUGACCAUGGGACCAAAGGGCCGAAAUGUAAUUAUUGAACAAUCAUGGGGCUCACCAAAAAUUACCAAAGAUGGAGUUACAGUUGCUAAAGGAGUAGAGCUUAAAGAUAAAUUCCAAAACAUUGGAGCUAGGUUGGUGCAAGACGUUGCUAACAAUACCAAUGAAGAAGCGGGUGAUGGUACUACAACUGCUACUGUUUUGGCACGUUCUAUUGCCAAAGAAGGAUUCGAAAAUCUAGGAAAAGGAGCUAAUCCGGUUGAAAUCCGUAAAGGUAUCAUUAUGGCAGUUGAGGUAAUAACAAAAACUCUAAAAACCCUUUCCAAACCCGUUACUACUCCUGAAGAAAUCUGCCAAGUCGCCACUAUAUCCGCUAAUGGUGAUAGUUCGGUGGGAAAUCUUAUUGCUGAUGCAAUGAAGAGAGUUGGUAAAGAAGGUGUCAUCACAGUUAAAGAUGGUAAAACUCUCAAUGAUGAAUUAGAAAUUAUCGAAGGAAUGAAAUUUGACAGGGGAUACAUAUCACCAUAUUUCGUCAAUACAACUAAAGGUGCCAAAGUUGAAUACCAAGAUGCUCUACUUUUAUUAAGCGAAAAGAAAAUAUCUUCUGUGCAAAGUAUAGUACCUGCUUUGGAAUUGGCCAAUGCUCAAAGGAAACCUCUUAUAAUCAUCGCCGAGGAUGUUGAUGGAGAAGCUUUAACCACUCUUGUAGUCAAUAGGCUUCGCAUUGGUUUACAAAUUGCUGCUGUGAAAGCUCCAGGAUUUGGUGACAACAGAAAGGCCACUCUCCAAGAUAUUGCAAUCGCCACUGGUGGUAUUGUAUUCGGGGAUGAUGCUAAUAUUGUCAAAUUGGAAGAUGUCAAACUAUCAGAUCUUGGACAAACUGGAGAAAUUGUAAUAACCAAAGAUGACACACUAAUUUUAAAAGGUAAAGGUAAAAAAGAUGACAUCGAUAGAAGAGCAGAACAAAUCAGAGAUCAAAUUGAUACCACCACAUCUGAAUACGAAAAAGAAAAACUACAAGAACGUCUCGCUAGAUUGGCUUCCGGAGUUGCGUUACUGAAAGUUGGAGGUAGCAGCGAAGUUGAAGUAAAUGAGAAAAAAGACAGAGUAACCGACGCUUUGAAUGCCACAAGGGCAGCUAUUGAGGAAGGUAUUGUACCCGGAGGUGGCACGGCUCUUUUAAGAUGUAGCAGCAGCUUAGAUGAAAUUAAAGCUGCCAAUAAAGACCAAGAAGUUGGAAUUCAAAUUGUAAAAAGAGCCCUUAAAGUACCUUGCAUGACAAUUGCUGCUAACGCCGGUGUUGAUGGAGCAGCUGUAGUAGCCAAAGUUGAGCAACAAAGUGGAGACUAUGGUUAUGAUGCUCUUAACAACGAAUAUGUAAAAAUGUUUGAACGAGGAAUCAUUGAUCCCACAAAAGUUGUUAGAACUGCAAUUGUAGACGCAUCCGGAGUAGCUUCUCUCUUGACGACUGCCGAAGCAGUAAUCACAGAAAUACCUAAAGAAGACGUUCCGAUACCUACUGGUAUGGGUGGAAUGGGCGGUAUGGGAGGCAUGGGAGGAAUGAUGUAAAUGUAGUUCUUUCCAUAAGUGGACUGUUUAACAGUUAAAUAAACUCAGUGAUUGCCUUGCAAAGACAAAGCAAAAGACGUCUGUCAAAAAAGUUCCAUUUUCGUAUUUGGCAGACAAGUGUGUGUGUGUUUUUUUUUUAAAUUAGAAUUUAUUAUUUUGAUACAAUAAUUCGUGUGUAGUUUUAUUAUUUGUAACACGAAUUGAAAAUUUGUGUGAAUGAGAAAUUAGAAGUCUCGUAUAUGGCGGUCGAAGGUGGUUUAUUUUUCGUAAAUGGUACUUUGAGUGUUGUUUGUGGAAUCCUCUUUGGUCGCCGAACUGAUCUGCAUUUAGAAUGUUUGAAUAUAAUUAUAUAAUGACUCUCAAAUGUACCUAUAUUGUUAUAAAUAUAUUGUUAUGUGACUUUUUA
Messenger RNA from Diorhabda carinulata, 2265 nucleotides. It is a transcript of the gene Hsp60A, whose product is annotated as heat shock protein 60A. Gene Ontology annotation, biological process: protein refolding; apoptotic mitochondrial changes; protein import into mitochondrial intermembrane space. The coding region runs from base 138 to 1859 and encodes 573 amino acids. The transcript is spliced from 8 exons. Lineage: Eukaryota; Metazoa; Arthropoda; Insecta; Coleoptera; Chrysomelidae. Gene Ontology annotation, cellular component: mitochondrial matrix; mitochondrial inner membrane. Gene Ontology annotation, molecular function: protein-folding chaperone binding; ATP-dependent protein folding chaperone; ATP binding. The record is from RefSeq and is a predicted model, not a curated record.